UUAUUAUUUACUAUUGUCAAAUCUUACCACUACAGAAUGCAAAACAGCGUUUCUGUGAGUCCAUCCGAGAAUUUCAAAAUGAAUUCGGCCAUUGUUCUUGAUGAAACGGACCCAACCUCCCAAAACAACCACGUCGAAUUCACACUCAAAACCUUGAUCAAGAAGAAAUUUUUGUAUAGAAUGAACAGAACCACUCAACUGACAAAGCUCAUGAAUCAUUCAAGUGAUCUUCACGCUUUGGAUCCUGAAUUAUGUAGAUUUAUCUAUAAAGGGAAGCGGCUAUGCAGAAAGGAGACUCCAAAUGAGCUGCACAUGGAGGAUGGGGAUAUAAUACAUCUCGUGCACCGUAUUGGCCCCCCAACCGUAGACCUCAAGGUUAAAGAUCAGGAUGGAUAUGAAGCUUCCUUCACAAUUCUUAUGGAAUCUCGAUUGGAGAUGCUUAUGGGUUUUUACUGUCGUCAACCUCGUUUGGAAAUUAGUGGUGUAGUUUUUCUGUACAAUGGGUGUCUCAUUCGGGCAGAUCAGACUCCAAGUGAGUUUCACAUGCUGAAAAACGAUGAAAUAUAUGUGGUUUCCUAUGAUCAGAUUGCACUCAUCGAACUAAAGACAAAGUGUCAGAUGACUGCUAAUGUCGAUGAUAAUGACUCAAAGCUUUGGCCUGAUUUAGAAACUAAAGCUUUCAUAAACAUUAUGGUUAACGACGUUACAUUUGGAUAUGGUGGAUAUGGAUAUGACUGUAAGUCAAACGACGUGUGGACCUCAAGGACUGCUGCGUUGAAUUUUGUUACAAAUCGUUGCUAUAAAAAAGAACAACUAAAGGCAAAAAUGCAUAGGCUACAAACCAUGUAUCGUGAAUUUCAUUCACUCUUGCAAAACUCUGGAUUUAGGUGGAAUGCCGAAACCAACACUAUUUCUGCAAAUGCAGAGGUUUGGCAAAAUUAUCUUCAGGCACAUGAUAAAACUGCCCAGUUUCAAAAGAAAGGGUGUGACCACUAUAAAUUGUUGGAAAUCAUAUUCGACAAAAAUAAUGCUAGCAGAGUAUAUCAUCGUUUGCCCACCCAAGGCUCCGCAAAUACAAAUGGAGAAAAUGAGUUUGAUAAUGAGCCCCUUAAGACCGAGAGUGAGGGUCAUGUACAUGUUGAUAAUGAUAGUUCGGACGAUUAUAUACAAGAAGUUGAGCGCAUCAAGCACAAAGGAAAACGAAAACUUUCAGUAAAAGAUCAUCAAAUGGGAGAUGCCCGUGCUGCAUCUGUGGCAAGAGCUAAGAGGUAUAAGGGUAAAAAUGUGGAGGCUGCUCUUUCGAAUUCAAAUGUAAUGUCAUAUUGUUCUAUUACUAAGUGUGUGGCUAAUCUUGAAGAGAUAGAAGACAUUUCCGACGAUAUCUAUGUGAAAGCUUUGGAAAAGUUUAAAGAUUGUGAUUGGAGGGAAAUGUUUAUUGCCAUGUCUAAGGAUAGGAGACGUGGAUGGCUAUUGAGACUUUAAGGAUACAAUUUUUUUUGCAUGUGUGUUACUACUUACUAGUAACGAGGCAUACUUCUCUUAAUAAUUUGUUUAUGGUAUUAAUGGUUAUGUUCUUCUUUCUACUUGGUGCAUAAUUGUAAGUAUAAUUAAGGGAUAUGUUUAAUGAAGAGAAAAUUAUUACAUUUUUAUUUC
Vicia villosa (hairy vetch) is the source of this 1653-nucleotide messenger RNA. RefSeq lists its product as uncharacterized. Gene Ontology annotation, molecular function: protein binding. NCBI's taxonomy places the organism in Eukaryota, Viridiplantae, Streptophyta, Magnoliopsida, Fabales, Fabaceae. The record is from RefSeq and is a predicted model, not a curated record. The coding region runs from base 37 to 1482 and encodes 481 amino acids. The transcript has 7 exons.